Molecule: messenger RNA, 10343 nt
Organism: Porites lobata
Lineage: Eukaryota; Metazoa; Cnidaria; Anthozoa; Scleractinia; Poritidae
Source: the annotation of a GenBank genome assembly
AUGCCUCGUUGUUAUUACGAAGUCCUUGAAGUGGAAAGAGACGCCAGCGACGACGAGAUCAAGAAAACGUAUAGAAAACUUGCUUUGAAAUGGCACCCUGAUAAAAACGAUAAUUCUGAAGAAAGCACAAGAAUAUUCACAGAGAUUCAGCAGGCUUAUGAGGUACUCAUCGAUCCGCAAGAGCGAGCUUGGUAUGACAAACACAGAGAGCAAAUUAUCCGUGGAGGAGAUGACUAUGUAGAUAACAGCAUAAACUUGAUGAAAUAUUUCAGUGCCUCGGUGUUUUGCGGGUACGGGGACGAUGAGCAAGGAUUUUAUGCAGUUUAUGCAAACGUUUUUAGAAUUAUAGCUGAAGAAGAUACUGAGUUUGCCACUGACAGCAAUCUAGAAGUUCCAGAGUUUGGAACAUCUUCGAGUGAUUAUGAGGAAGUCGUCCAGCCUUUUUAUGCAUAUUGGCAGAGCUAUGCGACGCUGAAAUCUUACGUUUGGGUGGAGAAAUACGACAUCAGAGAUGCCCCUAACCGACGAGUCCAGCGACUGAUGGAGAAAGAUAACAAGAAAUUAAGAGAUGCGGCCAAGAAGGAAAGAAAUGAAGAAGUACGCGCUUUAGUAAAGUUUGUUCGCAAACGGGACAGACGUGUCAAGGCAUACCUAGAACUUUUGAAAGAAAAAGAUGAAGAAAGAAAGAGACUAACGGAGAAAAAGCGACAGGAAGCCUUGCUAGAGCGAGAGAAGAUGUUUGAAGAGUACAAAGAAAAAAGCUGGGCUUCGCUGUCUGGGCUCGAGGAGGACUUGGCCCAAAUGAAUUUGCAUUUGGACAGUGAAUUUGGUAAGGAUGAUGACGUCAAUGACAGCCAAUCGGAUGACGAGGAAGAGGAGCAGUAUUAUUGCGUGGCUUGUGAUAAAGCUUUCAAAACAGAGAAGGCUCUUGGAAAUCACGAGAAGUCGCGUAAACAUAAAGAUAAGGUUGCUGCUAUCAAGCGAGAAAUGGCAGAUGAACAAGUAGAGGAUCUCGGCUUUGAGUUGGUGGACGACAUAGAGCCAUACGAAGCUGAGUAUCUGAAGAAGAGGCAUUCUUGUGUUGAAGAGAAUAGUGGGGAUUUUGUGAGCGUUGGAGAGCUAAAUCUAAUGGAUUCCAUUGAACUAUCCACGAUGAGAAUCAAAGGAAACAAUCGUUAUAAAGUGAAAGUACUGCAUGAAAGAGGUAGAGCUCUGUCAGGGAUUGGGGAGGCGGACUUGGAGGCCAGCUUGGACGAAAGAACUGACAAAGAUAAGGGAGAUGCUGACAGACAAGUGGGUGAUGAUGACGAGUUUAUCUCGGGAGAGGUAGAUGACAAGGAAGAGAGCGAAAAGGGUGGAAAUGCUGAUGGGGGAGAUAGCGCCGAGGUUAACGAUUGUGGACAAAAUAAAGAAAACUUCCACGACAAACAAUCUGAGCAGGUUGCUAAUGACGAUAAUGAGAAAAGAAAAUCAUCACCAACAAAUCAAAAGCCUGUUUCGGAGAACUCCAAGUCUGCGACGAACGCAUUCAAGUGUAAUGUUUGUCAAGCGGGAUUUCCAACACGAAAUAAGAUGUUCCAACACAUCAAGGAGCGCGGACAUGCACUUAAAGUGGACGCAAAACACGAAGGUGAUAAACCACAGAAACAGGAGAAGAAGAAAGGGAAAAAGAAACGUUGAACGCAGAUCAUUUUUUUAACACAAAUGCAAAGAAUGCCACCGUUUUAGAACAUUAUAAUGACGUUUUAUUAGUUCUGAGUGGUGGUCGUUUCUCCUUUUAAGGAUCUUUCGGGUUCGCUGCAUCCGGCGGUACAACAGCAAUAUAUAAUUAAACUACUUAAGACGACAUGUAUCGUCCCAAAUCAACCCUAGAAAGCCGAUCUGUUUUAUUGGCGUUCUUUCCUGCAUGUAUUCUAACAGUUUAAUCCGCCAUAAUUCCCAACGAUAACUCUAUAGUAAUCAGAAGAUGUUUAUAUACAGUCUACGGGCUGCCAAUGAACUGAAGACAAAGCAACAGGCCUUGUCAAUCCAACGCACUUUGCUUGCUUCAGGUAUACGCAAACUGUAGCGCCGCAAAUAUCCGGACACACAUCAAAUAACCAAAUUAAUUAUAUUGUCUCUUGGACUAAUUGCGAAAUUCCAUUGUUUCUGAAUGUUUUAUGAAGAUUAAGAAAGUAUGCAUAUUUUAUUUAAUAAAUUAUUUAUGUACGAUUGUCGCUGCCUCUUUUCUUAACUCAACCUUGCAAUAUCGUGACUGCGUGACUUACGCUCGAGCGCCUUCACCCACGAUUAUGACGCUACAUCCGGCUGAUCGUAGGAUAGAAAACGUAAUUUGUGGUGCCAGUAUUUUUGUUCCGUGGCUUGUUGCAUGCACUGCCGUCACUAUGGUAAAAUAAACAUUUGUUGUUGUUCUGAUAAUCUACAGUUAUCAAAUUAAAUUUAACCAGAAUUGUAGCCAAAGAAAUCUCAUGGCGUUUUUGUUAGCUGGCUGUAUGUAACUAACCGAUAAUUAACUGACCUUUGCUUCGAUGAUAAUUCGCUCGGAGAAGAGAUUGACGUUCGAUUUACUAAGAAAACAAAAGGGCAUUAAUGGAAUUUGGUAAAUAAACGUUUUGUUCUGAAUAACUUCAACCUUUCCCUCUUUAAUAUCCAACUGUUAGGGCAAGAUUUUGUCACCCUAACUUUUAACUCUGAACGAAAUCUAGCCGCGUUGUAGCCGGUCCACGCAUCUUCAAGGCAAACGAAAUCCUAUGGUGCUGCUACAAUUCAAAUGGAACCUCUCUAUUGAAAGUUUUGAAUCGUAAAGGUUUAUUAGCUUAGCAUUUUUAUUUAUUUUUUUUUGUCAAAAAUUUCUGUGGAUACCAUAAGGAGCGGAAGGGAAUAGCAAACAAGAGAGAAUGAGCCCUCUUUAUACAAUGAAACCUCGAUAUAUAAACGAACCUCUAUAUAACGAAAUCCUCGGUAUAACGAACGAUUUUCUUGAUCCCAGUACUAGUAAAGACAGUAAAAUAUAUGAAAAAGAAGCUCGAUAUUACGAAACCUCUUUAUAGCGAACAGAUUUUGCUAGUCCCGUGAGCUUUCUUAUAUCGCGGUUUCACUGUAUCAAUUCUUUGGGGCUUGGCCUCGCGUCUCCUUUCGCGUGCGGCUGUCGCGUGAUUUUUCGCGCGCAACUCCCCCGGUCCAAAUGGAGAGCUUGUGUCUACGCUAUGCCGGAUAGCUCUGACGCCAGCACGACAGGCAUAUAUCGUGAUCAGAUAGGGCGUUUGUUCGCACUUGAGAACGAUGAUUUCGGCCUUACGAUUCGACAACGGCGACGUCCAUGAAAACGUCGCUGAACUGAAUAGACCUUGCAUCCUUUUUAAACUUUUUCGCGAUUAUUCCAAUUCGCCCUAUUACUUAAAAGAAGGGAAUUUUGGUUGGAGCUGAAGAGAGGGGACCGCGCCCUAAUUCAGACAGAGAUGGUUGAAUUUAUCGACUUGCCGUUCUCGUUCUCAAGUAAACUUAAAAUAUGGUCAUUUCACGUCGUAGUUGUGUAGCCGGACAGCAAAGAAAUGUGCAAAAAAGCGUGAUGCACGUGCAGAGUUGUUGUUUUGCUCAUAAACCUAUUGCUUUUUGGACGUUCUCCUUGCAAUCGCCGUGGUAGUUUGGUAAGGUCCGUAUUAACGGAGCGAAACGGUGGCGGACGGCGGCGGCCUAUUUCAGUUUGACUUGCUCCAAAUCUUCUCUCAGUCCUUUAGAAUUCAACUCAAAAACAAAAAAUCGCUAACAUUUGACGAAUUAAACGAGAUGGAAUAAGCGCGAUCAAGUUUGAGGAAGAGCAAAUUCACUUUUAAAGUCACGUUUUGUAGGGGUUAGCGAUCACUGGUCACCACGUGACUCAAUCUGAACACUAUGUUUGCUGUAUGUACUGCGCGACUCAAAGUUUGAGUAAAAUUUCUGGAGACACUAAAUGACACUGCUCGUAUAAAUGAGCUCCGCCAAAAUUGUACGCGAAUAAGUUGAUGUUUUUCUAAAUAAUACAGACCUGUUCCCGCUAAUUGACCUCCUGUGGUUCGACUCGUAUGAGCAAUCACUAUCCAGUAGUGGCAAUUUGGGUGGUCGCUUGCGAGACUUUCGACUGUAGUUCGAAAGAAGCCUGUAAAAAAAGUUUCUUUUGCAGUUUAAUUUCGAUGUCAAAUCAAAGGGUAUGCGUAUUUGCCGCUCCCCUCCUCCUUCAGCCAAUUUUGCAGCAAUUGGACCUAGUUUAUCACGCGACAACCACUUGAAAAAACAACAGCAACAACACAUUGUGUACAUCUUAUUUAGCCCACAAAGUGCCGAAAAUGUGCCCCUUUACUCUAGUAACUCAAUAGCCUAUGUUAGCCUGCCUUAAGUUACUGGCGGCGUUUUGUUGCGGAGGAGCUAACCUGCAAAACGGGCAGUUUAUGAGCAAAGCGAGGCGAAUGCUGUAUUUCGCGCGAAGCGUGAGACGAGGUUAGGAGAAGAAAUAAAAGGGGCAAAGCAAGGGAGCGCUAAUAGGCAGCGAAACGAAGCGUCCCUACCCUGGGUACCACAGGUUUUUCUCGCGUGCGGCGAGAAUUUUCGGUGUUGGCCGAAGGCCGAGGCCACGCGCGGCGAAGCGCUGCUCACGGUUACCGGUCGUUUCGAUACAAGUUUGUUCAGUCGAGUUGAAAGAAAAAAAGAAUACCCACCCAAAAUGUUUUUAUUGUUCCAACUGCAUACGAAUGAAGUGAAAGAAAGUUUUGUGCAAUUUCACUGCUUGUGUUCGUCUCGAAACGACCGGUUUCCUUGCUCACAUGAUAUUCCCUUCUCGGGAAAGUGCGGUCACUUACUGGUUCACACUUUCGACAGAAUGACAUAACAUAACGACACAACAUUUAAAUGUUGCUUAUGUCGCUAAUGUGAACAUCAACACUGACGACAUUACCGUCAGUAAAAAAAGAAAAAAAAUUAGAGGGCCGAGAAGACUCUCCUGGGUUUGUUCCCUUUAUAUUGCUUCUUUUACAGAGACGACGAUGCCAACAAAACAGGGGCACCCAACGAGGAUAUAAUUCAAAACCACUAACAUAGCAUUGUUGAACGUAUUUUAGUAUUUAAACGGUAGGUAUAGGCAUAUUUUUAUCCCCUAAAAACUUUUCAUCUGUUCGGAUUUCCUAGCUGAAAGUCUAGUGAUCCGAAAAUUAUAGGGAUCAAAACUUACCUUUUCGAAAAUUUCAGCUAGGAAAAGGCUCCCGAAAAUUCUAGGUGGCCUUUUUCAGGGUAAAUAUCCGUUUAAAAUGGGUAAUUAUACCAUUUUGUAGAUGUUCGAAAAUCCUAGGAGAGGCAGGUAAGCAAGAAAUUUUACAACAAAUGUUCCAAAAAUUCUAGUUCUCAAAUCGUCUUCUGAACAGAUAUUUCCCGAAAAUGGCCGUUGGGUGCCCCCGACAAAAGCUUCAAAACAUUCUGUAGACCGUCAGACGUUUUUUGUUGUUGUUGUUGUUUUUGGAUUAUUCUUUAUUUUGUGGUCUUUAAGAACGAGAAAAACAUAACAGCAGAAAAGAUCAGUUUUUCCCUUUAUGUCGUUUUGCUGUUAUAAUAGCGACUUUAAGAUCCAACAACGUGACACCAACAAGAACGUCACUUAAAAAGUGGAUUUGCGUUCGGUUAGUCUUUAUAGCGAUUAUUACUACCCACUUACUUUGUCGAAUGUAGGCGAGCCCUUCUGAAGCUGAAUUUCAAGAGACCAUAUCCAAGCUCAGAAAGAGAAGUAAUAUUUCGUCGUUGCUUGUUUACGCCCUCGAUAAAACGCGAAAUUAGGUAUUUUCACGUCGUAGUCGUGCAAAAACGGGAAAGAAAUAGACAAAAAAGUGUGAUGCACGUGCGAAGUUGUUGUUUUGGUUAUAAUACCCAUUGUUUUUUUGACGUUCUCGUUGCCGUCCGCGUCGUUGGAUCUUAAAGUCCCUAAUGUCUUUAAGUCAACAUGUUCACACUACAAACAUAACGACAGAACCAUCUUCUUAUGCCGCUACGUUUCUGUCGUAAUGUCGUUUGUCCCCAGUGCGAACCAGCGAAAGGGCAUUUAACAAGGUAAACUUAAAACUGGGGAUUGAAAUUCUGAAAAUUCCACGUAGCGAAUGGAAUGGAACUUCAGUGUACACAUAUUGAUUAAAGUAGACCAAAUCCAUACGUAGUGCUAAACAUCCCGGUCGCAUUGAUAAGGACCUUUCCUUUUUGAUUUCCUUUUAACAAUAAGUGUGUGUCUGAUAUUAGUCCAGAAGGGGGACUCGCUUGUAUGAGCCGCAUAGGUAUGUACCGCCCCAAAGGGUAAGGUUUUUUGCGCCGUUCUAGUCUGAAAACAGGUAUAGACCAGGGGCGGAUCUAGGGGGAGGGUGCAGGGGGUGCGCACGCCCCCCCCUGAGAUGACCAGCGGUUUUCUAAUACAACUGGUAUUCUGCCAAAAAAAAACUAUGUGGUUUAUGGUGUUGAAGUAGAGCAAGAGACGAGUGCACCUCCUCCUAAAAAAAAUCCUGGAUCCGCCCCUGUAGACUUUACCCAUUUUGGUCUGGCAUCGGGUAUGGUUUUCGAGCGAACUACAGGAGUUUAUAAACGAAUUUAUCAUUUCAAUUCCAAACGAGAAAAACAGAAAGAGAAAUCCGCGAAUUUGAAAUGGAUUUUAAGAAAUCAUUUUUGUUGGUGUUCUGAUCUAGGUAAGGAGGACAUAAUUUCGUAGAGGCCAGGUCUGAAAACGGGUGUAAAAAAUGACAUUUCUUGGUCUAAAAUAGGGUCAGGAUUUGGAGAAGCGGGAGACAUACUCCCACCAAGAAUUCCCAGGAGUACCCCCCCCCCCCGGGAUAUUAGAAGAUGGGACUACGUGGAAGAAAUCUUGCCCCAAACGCUAUAGCCAAUUUGCAUUUAAUUUUUGGAAUUACGUUAAUAAACUUGGUCAAGAAUUUUGUUGAACCAGCAACAAACUGCAUCAAUGCUUGAUUGAGUUAAUUCGUUUAUUCUACUUAUAACAUUAUUACAGCUAGUUCCACUUCACUCUUCUAAGGACAAAAAUUUCUCCCAAAGUAAACAUGACUACCAACCUAUGCAGCUAUUCAAAGGCUAUAUACUUAUGAGGUAUAAGUAAAUUUAUACAAAACAUACUUUCUUAAUUCUUUCAACAUGUUAAGAGGAGAUACAAAUAAAGUGCAAAAUUCAUACAGUUGAAGUUCUCAAAGAGCCAAGUCUCACAAAAUAAGGGCUUUCUUGAAAAAAAAAAAACCCUGCAUGAAAACAUCAGUGGGAGAAUUUCACUCUUCCAUAUACAAAAAUCAUUCCUGCAAGUGGCUACCUCAUUGGGCAGAAGCUUUUUCUCCUACUUAAAAGGGCUUCAACUGUAUGAAAGUGGAGGGUUUCAGUUCUCGUCAGCAUGCAACUUGUUCUUAUGACAGUCCCAUUUCCUCCAGUGUUCGCUGUAGCUCACCCUCCUGUCAAACAAACAAAACCAUAUGAAGCACAACAAUGUUCUCUGCUUUUUAAAACUUGAUUUAAAAAUCAAGACUGAUUCUCAGGUCUCCCAUUCCUCCUGGCCCACACAGAAAGACAAGUGUCUUGGGAUAUGACAAGGUAAGAGGAAAGCACCAACUUGAAGAACCUGAGAAAACAGCCAACACUUUGUGAUGCCACCACUGGUUUUUCCCACAAAAUGAUGAUUGAGAAAUGAGCGCAGAAAUUCCAUACUGAUGAGGUGUUACUACCAAGAACUGGGUAGUCUUUCUGAUGGUUAAAUCAAAGACUCGUGGCAUGACUAAUCAUAAGCACUACCCAGAUCUGGGUAGUGCCGCAUCAUCAUUAUGGGAUUUCUGUGCACAUUCCUCUUACGUAAUUUCAUGGGGAAACCAGUGGUAGCAUCGCAAUAUAGGCAGAUUUCUAAGGUCUCGUGUAGCUUCCCCCUUCCCUCUUUAUCCUUGAACUAAUCAUGUUGCCUGUAAGCAGUUUCUCUAACAGCCAGCUCACUUAUGCCCUGGCAUGUAUAUCUCACUUCUUCUUUUCAAAGUGAGCAAAGAGGAAAUGUAAAUUAACAUUAAAUCAUUUCGUUUCCCUGACGUUCCACAAAUAGCAGUCUCUAAUAGUCUGUUAGAAGCUACCACAUGUUCUCAGCCAUAAGAGAACUGGCUAGAGCUAUUUUGACUUUCAAAACAGACAAAUGUGAGUACUAAUUACAAAUCAGGAGUGCAUCCAACAAGGCACAGUCAUGGUGAGAGCUUCGAAGUGGGGAAAAAUAUAGUUAUUAGUUCUCAGUAAAAAAAAGUGCCUGAAGAAAAAUUAUGUGGGGCAGCAAAAUUGCUGUCAAAUACAGAGGACGGUUCACAAAAGGAAACAAUUAAGCCUGUGCCCUUUGGACGCAAUUAAGAUUCAGGUCUGUAAUUAGUAAAUUAAGAGCUAAAUUUGUAGCACAUGUUCAUCUGAAUUCGUAAGGUAAACUUGCAUAUUAGUCACAAAAGCAAUAAAACUCUUUAAGAUGUUACCACGUGAAGCGCGAGCAGCGGAACACUAUGGAUAAGAAAAUCUGUUUAUCUAUGCAUCCAAGAAAUUUUGGUUCUGAUAAAAUCAUCUGUAUGUAAUACGUCCAACGUCUGUCUGUACGUACCUCCACCCCUUCAUGUAAGCUGGGGUGAAAUGUUGCAUUUCAAGCACCCUGCGUGUUUCAGUGGUAACUCGCAUGGCCACCCAGACUUUACGGGUAUUUCCACUGCCGUGUAAUUUUUUGUACAAUUUAAGUGCGUAAAUGAAAUAGAGACAAUGUAUGAAAGGCAACGCAUAAACGUGAAAAUUGAGUGAGGUUCAACUUUUACGUUUAUGCGUGACCUUCCAUACAUUGUCUCUACUUUAUUUACACACAUAAAAUAUGUGUGCAUAUGCACGAAAAAAUUAAGCGACAGUACAAAUCAACCGUAAGAGAGAAAAAAACAACAACAAAGCCAGGUCUUUCUUUUAACUAACUUUUAAUGUCUAAAUUAAUGUGGAAAACAGAGAAAGAGCUAAAACGAGAAAUAAAAAAACAACUUCAGAACAAUUUUGUUGGAAGAAAAACAUGAAAAUUUUAUAGUGGUGGUGAGAAAAUGAGAAAUGCUAGCGGCCACCAAGGUGAAAAUAAGUGACAGUGAAAAACAAAAGGUAACAGGAACACAUGAAACAUUUCCUCCAUAAAAUGUAUAACUAGGAAGUUUCUGGAAGUUUCACAUUGUAGUUGUGCAACACACCGCCAAAGAAAUGUACAAAAAAAGUGUACUGCACAUGCAAAGCCGUUUCUUGCUAAUUAGACCUAUAAAUUGUUGUUGUUUUUUACCAUUCUUGUUAUCUUCACCGUUGCUUUAGCAUUACACAAUUUUAUAUUUUGUUGAGUAAACCAUAAAUAUUAAAGAGAGCUUAGCUUUAGCCCUGGCUAAAUCUAUAUAUUACUCUGAGGUUUUUUUUUAACAACAUUAAUGUAAAUAUACAUUUUUUUUUCAUUUAUUUAUAAAUUUACUGAUAUUGACUUUAUUUUUUGUAUUUUUUCUAUUUCCCACUGUUUUAGUUUAUUUACAUUCAUCAAGGAGUCGUUCAUUCCUGGUUAAUUUAAUAGUUUUAUAGUAUUUGAUGAAAAACUCAUAUCUUGUUCUAGGUCAGGAGAGUUGUACAAUAAACCUUUGUUCGAAUAGAAAACAGACAAUCAGAAAACAGCAACAUAAAAUGUUGAUGGCAUUUAAGUGAUGUAGUGACCUAAGAGGUUACGCAUCAACUGCACCAAACGGUGGCGAAUCCAGACCUUCAGAUAAGGGCGCGGCCUGGUCAUGCAUACAGACCCCGAGAUAAGGGGGGCGGGAUGGCCUCAAAAAAAUUUCUUGUUGGCCCUUUGGGCCUCAGUUUGGUCUAAAAAUAGGGGGGGCCUGGGGGCUCUCCCCUCGAUCCGCCACUGCCAAAUAAACCUAGAGUCAAUUUAAUAAAACCUUGCUAUAAUAUUACAAGUCUAAUUUACAAGUGUAGCUAUUGUUUUUAGACACUAAAACAACAGGCACACUUGUAAAUUACACUUGUCAAAGAUUUAGAAUAUUGACCCCUGGGUUUAUGCAUAAUUUACUUGACAACAAAUGUCAUGUUCGACUUUAUUGCUGUUUCUUGUUUGUCUAUGUAUUAUCAAACCCAUGCAAAUAAGAAUACAGAGUUAGUCCAAAGCAACAAGGUUUUCUCCUUGGUCUGCAGAAAUGAAGAUAGUGGAGCAAGAUGUUGAAGAAGGAUUUCUAACAAGAAGUAGAUCAGGCCAAGCCCAUUUCUUCCAGCGUUCGCUGGAGCUCAGCUUCCUGCAGAAGAAAAAUGAGAUGGAGAGGUACAAACAGUGA